AUGCCGAAUCAAACCUCAGUCACUGAAUUUCUCCUCCUGGGAGUAACAGACGUUCAAAUACUGCAGCCUUUUCUCUUUGUGGUUUUCCUCGCAAUUUACUUUCUCAAUGUGGCUGGGAAUGGAGCCAUUCUGAUGGUUGUCAUCUCUGAUCCAAGACUCCAUUCACCUAGGUAUUUCUUCCUGGGAAAUCUGUCAUGUCUAGAUACCUGCUACUCCAUGGUGACACUGCCAAAAACGCUGGAGAACUUCCUCUCUACACACAAAGCAAUUUCCUUCCUGGGAUGCACAAGCCAGCUUCACUUCUUCCACUUUCUAGGUAGCACUGAGGCCAUGUUGUUGGCCGUAAUGGCUUUUGAUGGCUUUGUGGCUAUCUGCAAACCAUUUCAUUACCCUCUUAUCAUGAAUCGUCACCUCUGUACCCAGAUGGCUGUCACUAUCUGGACCAUUGGUUUUUUCCAUGCCCUGCUGCACUCCACAAUGACCUCUCGCUUGAACUUCUGUGGUUCCAACCAUAUCCAUCACUUCUUCUGUGAUGUUAAGCCAUUGCUGAAGCUGGCCUGUGGGAACAUUGAGCUCAACCAGUGGCUACUCAGUACUGUCACAGGGACGAUUGCCAUGGGCUCUUUCUUACUAACACUUCUCUCCUAUUUAUACAUUAUCACCCAUCUCUUCUGUAAGACCCUUUCUUGCAGCAUGCUUUACAAAGCACUGUCUACUUGUGGCUCCCACUUAAUUGUAUUUAUUCUUUUCUAUGCUCCUGUUCUUUUCACUUACAUUCAUCCCGCCUCAGGUAGCUCCAUGGACCAGGAUCGGAUCAUUGCCAUCAUGAACGGUGAGGUCACUACUGUACUAAAUCCACUGAUCUAUUACUUUGAGGAACAAGGAAGUGAAGGGAGCCUUGAGUAG
Messenger RNA from Diceros bicornis minor, 906 nucleotides. RefSeq names its product olfactory receptor 12D1-like. The coding region runs from base 1 to 906 and encodes 301 amino acids. Gene Ontology annotation, molecular function: G protein-coupled receptor activity; olfactory receptor activity. Gene Ontology annotation, cellular component: membrane. The transcript has a single exon. Lineage: Eukaryota; Metazoa; Chordata; Mammalia; Perissodactyla; Rhinocerotidae. The record is from RefSeq and is a predicted model, not a curated record. Gene Ontology annotation, biological process: G protein-coupled receptor signaling pathway.